UCAGGACAUGGCCACCAACAACUCCAUUCUGAAUUUACGAUUUCCAGUGGAGGACCCUUGGAUUGUCGGGGAAUCAGACAUGAGUAGUGAGGACACAACCGAUAGUGAAUACUUCGAUCAAGAUAUUAUAGACAAGUGUUUUGAGGACCCAUACAUCAAAGAACAUUACACGGAUUUAAAGUGUAUUGGUUCUGGAGGAUUUGGAUCGGUCUAUGAGGCCCGACAUACAUUAGACAAUAUGAAAUACGCCCUGAAAGUUGUACCCAUUGACUCUCAGACUUUCUGUAAGAGAGAAGUGGAAUCAUUGGCUUCCAUGGACCAUAAGAAUAUUGUGAGGUACCACACCUCAAUGAAAAUUAAACUUUGUAAACCGCUAAAUUAUCCUUUAUCUCUUUUGGACAAUGUGGAGGAUUCUGAUGGUGUAUUGUUUGACAAAGGAGAGGAAUCCAAUUCAGAUUGUAACAACAGUGCCUCAGGAGUGUCAGAGUCAGAUUCUAAAGGCAGUGAAAAAAAGGUAGUAACUAAAUUGGCAGAAAAUGAUGAGGAUUCUGAUGAUGUAAUAUUUGAAAAAGAAAAUUCAUCAAACUCUAACAACAAUGCUUUGGCAUGCUCCAAGUCAGAAUCAUCAAGCUGCAAAAGAAAAACUGUGGCUUUUGAUGCAUGCUUGGUUGUGAAGACUGAACUAUGCACAGAGAAGAACUUAAAAACUUUAAUAGAGAGUGGUGAGAUCUUUAUCGAAGAUCGAAAAAGACGUAAUCUGUUCCUGGAUGUCAUUUUUGGACUAAAAUAUAUCCACGACAAAGGUUUCAUGCACCGCGAUUUGAAACCACCCAAUAUAUUGAUUGACAAUGAUGGUAGAGCCAAAAUUGGAGACUUUGGUUUGGCGAGGAGAUAUAUUGUGUCUGUUGCAGACAUGGGCUCUCCAUCUUCUGAAAAGGAUAGACUUUGUUUCACCAAGCAUAUAGGGACACGUGAAUACGUUGCUCCAGAGGUGUUAAAAAGCAACUGUCCCUAUGACAAAAAGGCCGACUUCUAUAGCAUGGGAGUUAUUCUUUUUGAAAUGUACCAUAACAUGGGCUCUGGGAGUGAGAGGGCUGAUACUAUACAAAAACUUAGAAAGCAAGAUUUUUCACCAUUGGAUGAAUUUCCAGAAAAAUACAAAAAUGUGGCAGUUGUGAUUGAGAGCCUUUUGAACCAUGAGCCAUCCUUACGCAUGGAUCUGGAAAGAGUUCAGGAUUUGAUGUCACCUCUUGAACAUCAACAAAGUGUGGAAAGAACUCAGGAGGCAGUGCAGCCAGUUAGUUCCCCAGAGACAGAGUAUCCCGGUCCACCAAGAAGACGGUCAAUGCGGCGACAGAUUAGCGAACCUUAUCCAUCCUCCACUGCUGAAGAUCAAGUCGUACCAAAUAUUGCCAGGAACAUUCUGGUCGAGAAAGAAAAUUAAUUUACACUGCUUCCUUCAAUGAAGUUCAACAUGACUUUUUGACGAGAAUGAUUUGGACUUCCUUCUUCAUGUGCAAGGGAUGAACCAAGAAUCGUAAUUCCAACAUGGUACAUGAGAUGUAGUAUUUUGCUGGUCACAUAAUAAAUAUAUUUAUUUUUCAUUUUUAUUUUUUGUUUUUUAAAUAUGUCAUAAUAAAUGACGUUAUGUUUUGGUUAUAUUUAUUUUUAUUUUGGCUGUAUAUUGCUUUUUGUAGAUAAUUUAUGUUGAUAAGACUUUCUUAAUACACAUACAUAUAAAAUGUACAAAAACCAUACCACAUACAUAGUAACAUGUAUAUUUAUUGCUUUAUUGUUGCAUAAAAAAUGAAUAACAUAUUAUUUGUCACCUUUAUUUUCUUAACACAUUUAAGGUGGAUCCUUUGUAUAAUAAUUAUAUAUUAUAUAAUAAUAAUAAAUGCAAGAUAAGUAUGUCCUGUACAUAUAUAUAUAUAGAUAUAUGUGCAUGUUACUUAUUAUAUAAUAAUAAUAAAUGCAAGAUAAGUAUGUCUUGUACAUAUAUAUAGAUAUAUGUGCAUGUUACUUAUCUGUUAUUGUUUACUUUUUGUCAUAAAUAUGAUAAAUUUAUAUAUGUAUAACCAACAAACUUAUGUGCAAAUUUAUGUAUAUGAUUCUUUUUGAAGUUACUGUUUUGCUAUUGUGUAGAAAAGUACUGGGGUACAGGUAUAAAAAUGCAUAUUUUUUUUUAAAUUGUGUUUUGUUUAUAAUGAUAAUCAUUUUUCACGAGUAAACACAUUUGUUCUCCUCACACAUACAUUAUAUAUAAAAAUGUAUAAAUUUGUUUUGCUUUGGUUAAGAAUUGUGAAUAUUUAUACAUGUAUAUUUUAAAACCCAUCAUUAAUAAUAUUUAUAUUGUAUUUGGUAUACCAGUAUACUUUCAACUGGUAUGACUGAAAAUAAUGAUGUAUAUACAAUGUAAAAGUUAUCGUAUUAAAAAAUGAAUAUAUGCUUUUUUUAAAAUAAUUUUAAUUAAAUAUUACACAUUUGAUUAAAUAUGAACAAAAUGAUUUAAUGAUUUCAUAAGAAAUUCAAUGUACUUUCUUUACUUAGAAAAAUUAUUUACAUGUAAGUGAUGUAACAACUGUUUUUUUUUCAUCGUUCGAAAUACAAGAUCAAGAAAGCUCAAUGCAACAAUAGCUCUUAGAAUUAUCUAUAGCUUCUGAUAAUCAUUGGAUUUGAUAUAGUUUGCUAACUAGUUUUAUUGAAAUAUCCAGAUGAGUUCAUUGUUAAUUUAAUCAAGAUGUGAUAAAACAUUGUAUUUUUAAUUUCACAUCUUUCGUAGAUGCAUGUGUAAAUGAUUGUAAGAUGUUUGGCUUAUUUUCUUAAACCUUAGGUAUUGAUGAUUUAAGUACAAUAUGUAGAAAAAAUACAUUUGGUAACAGUUUUGUAUGAUAUCCUACUACUACAAUGUAUUUCAUGUCUAAAGAAAAUUAAAAUUUAAUUUGUUUUCUUGUAAUCAGAGUUUGAAUUUGAUAAAAAUGAUGUGAAUUUAGAUUUGAUUAAAGAAGA
Molecule: messenger RNA, 3009 nt
Organism: Saccostrea cuccullata (small rock oyster)
Lineage: Eukaryota; Metazoa; Mollusca; Bivalvia; Ostreida; Ostreidae
Product: eukaryotic translation initiation factor 2-alpha kinase 3-like
Exons: 3
Coding region: 8-1444 (478 amino acids)
Biological process (GO): protein phosphorylation
Cellular component (GO): nucleus; cytoplasm
Molecular function (GO): ATP binding; protein kinase activity
Source: RefSeq, a predicted model, not a curated record